Vicia faba (fava bean) is the source of this 891-nucleotide messenger RNA. Lineage: Eukaryota; Viridiplantae; Streptophyta; Magnoliopsida; Fabales; Fabaceae. The record is from the annotation of a GenBank genome assembly.
AUGGUCGUUCAAAUUAUUCAAAUUACUCAAGUUCAAUCAUUCGAGCGUCUUUCAUUCACUCAUGUUAUAGUACAUGUCAUUUCAAGAUUACAAAACAAAGCUACAAAGGACCUAUUGAAACUUAGCGGCAUUAAUUAUAAAUGGCAUGAGUUUUUCAAUAACACCAACAUACUUGCAGUUGUUUUGCUAUGGUUACCUGUUGUGCUGAUAUACUUCAUAGAUUUGCAAAUAUGGUAUUCGAUUAUCUCUGCCGUUGUUGGUGGUACGAUUGUUCAAUCUGAUGCUAGAGGAGAAGCUACUAAGUCAGUAGGCAAUGUUGCUGAGGAAGCUUCGCGAUGCCAUCCAUCGGUUGAAAUUACGAUACGGACUUGGGAGGAAGAUAUCCUUAGUGAUCGAGAACUAGAACUCUUGGAACUGCCACCAAAUUGCUGGAAAAUUAGGGUAAUUCGAUGGCCGUGUUUCCUUCUAUGCAAUGAGAUACUACUUGCUCUCACUCAGGCAAAAGAGCUGGAAAAUGAAGAAAUAGACUACUACAUUCAGGAGGGUAGGUUAACAGAAAAGUUCAAGCUAUCGCAUCGCGAGCUUGUUGGUGUGACUGAUAUAGAUAGGUGGACUCUUCAUCUAGCUAGAAGGCCUGUUAAAGAGUUUGUGCUGGAAAUCUGGAAAGGGCAACGUUAUAAGAUACCUUCGUGUUUAUUUUCUUGUCAAGGUUUACAUCAUCUAGAAUUAUUUAACCGUUGGAUUAAACCUCCAUCAUCUUCUGCUGAGAAAACACAGGAUAAUUCAAAUGUUGCUUCAACACAAGUCCUACUGGCCACUUGGAACUCAACCUGUAAAAUCGCAUCAAAACAAUCCACAAUCAGAACCAAAACUAACAAGCCAAUGACAUAA